AUGAAGUUCCUUCACAGGCGUCAGAUUUCGGAGGCGUCCACGUUGGCCGGUCCGAAUGGUGCCGGGUCUCGUGGACAGCUUCCUAUGCUGCAGCUUCCGGAAACGAUGCGAUACAACUUGCUGUGUGUUUUGGGUGAAUUCGUCGGCACAUUCUUGUUCUUGUUCUUCUCUUUUGCAGGAACUCAAGUUUCAAAUACACCUAUGCCUGCUCCUGGGUCGUAUCCGAAUACUUCCAAUCUGCUUUACUCGGCGCUGUGUUUCGGUUUCUCAUUGACGGUCAAUGUGUGGGCGUUCUUCCGUGUUACUGGUGGAUUGUUUAACCCUGCGGUUACGCUCGCUCUUUGCCUUACGGGUGGUAUGCCCGCGCUUCGCGGGUUGUUUGUCUUCCCGGCUCAGUUGGUCGGCGGCAUUGCAUCGGCGGGUGUUGUUAGCGCUCUCUUCCCAGGUCCACUGAAUUGUGCUACCCGGCUUGGUGGUGGUGCUUCUAUCUCGCAGGGCCUGUUCAUUGAGAUGUUCCUCACUGCACAGCUGGUUUUGGUGAUUAUCAUGCUAGCAGUCGUCAAGCACAAGUCGACUUACUUGGCCCCAGUCGGUAUUGGUCUGACUUUCUUCGUGGCGGAGAUGAUUGGUGACUACUAUACCGGUGGAUCCCUCAAUCCCGCUCGAUCCCUCGGCCCCGACGUGAUCAAUCGCAGUUUCCCCGGAUACCACUGGAUCUACUGGGUCGGACCGCUCCUGGGCUCUCUCCUCGCUUCUGGAUUCUAUCAUCUGCUGUGCUGGGUCCGCUGGGAGAAGAUCAACCCUGGCCAGGAUUAUAAUGAGUGGGAAGCUGCGCGGAAGGCAUCAGGAGCCAAGUCGGAGAACACUGUUACGGACCAGGUUCACGGUCCAGAAUCACCUUUGACUGAGAACACUCCUCCUGAGGAGGCGGUUUGA
Penicillium pulvis is the source of this 936-nucleotide messenger RNA. RefSeq lists its product as uncharacterized. Gene Ontology annotation, cellular component: plasma membrane. The coding region runs from base 1 to 936 and encodes 311 amino acids. Gene Ontology annotation, molecular function: water channel activity. The transcript has 3 exons. Lineage: Eukaryota; Fungi; Ascomycota; Eurotiomycetes; Eurotiales; Aspergillaceae. Gene Ontology annotation, biological process: transmembrane transport. The record is from RefSeq and is a predicted model, not a curated record.